Messenger RNA from Austrofundulus limnaeus, 716 nucleotides. RefSeq names its product barrier-to-autointegration factor. Gene Ontology annotation, biological process: chromosome organization. Gene Ontology annotation, cellular component: nucleus; condensed chromosome. Bases 182 to 454 code for a protein of 90 amino acids. Lineage: Eukaryota; Metazoa; Chordata; Actinopteri; Cyprinodontiformes; Rivulidae. The transcript has 4 exons. Gene Ontology annotation, molecular function: DNA binding. The record is from RefSeq and is a predicted model, not a curated record.
UCAGAGUCAGAGCGUCCACUGCAGGGUUUCUGAUUAAAGCGCUUGUUGGAGAGAUGACAGAAGUUUCUCUGGGUUCCUCCGAAGUCCUACCUGAGUCCUGAGGUUCAGCGUCUGUCUGUUUGUCCGAGACACCACGUGACCCCGGUCCAGUGCACGUGAAGUCCAGCAGGUAACAGUCGUGAUGUCUACUACAUCUCAGAAGCACCGGGACUUUGUCGGUGAACCGAUGGGUGACAAACCAGUGAUGGCUUUGUCGGGAAUUGGCGAAACUCUGGGCAGGAGGCUGGAGGAGCAAGGCUUUGAUAAGGCCUACGUGGUUCUGGGUCAGUUCCUGUUGCUGAAGAAGGACCCUGAGAUGUUCACUGAUUGGCUGAAAGACGCCAGCGGAGCCAACACUCGCCAGGCUGCCUCCUGCUCUCAGUGCCUGAAGGAGUGGUGCGACGCCUUCCUGUGAAGCCCCGCCCCCUCACAUCAGACCGCCACGUUCCUGCUCAGUGUUCCUGCCUCUGGUUCUGGUUCUGCUGCUCAUGUUGGCCAGGCCCAGCUCUUCUUUUUUAUAGGCUUUGUCCAAAUGUUUACAAGAAUUAAAACUUUCCACCACAUGUUGGACUGUUUAAACUUUGGGUUCACAGUGCUUUGCACAAAGGCACUAACGUAGAACAUCAUCAGAUAUAGGGACACGAUUAUCAGUAAAAUAAACUUUAUUACAAAUAUGU